AAAGUUUCUAAAACUUCAGCGUGGUGUCGAAUGUUUUUCUUGGAAAAUUUUUAAUAAGUUUUUAAGUGAAUUUUCAUUAAAUUAUGUCGGGAUUCAGUGGGGCUCUUCAGCUAACGGACUUGGAUGACUUCAUUACACCAUCCCAGGAAUGCAUAAAACCCGUGCAGAUUGAGAGCAAAAAAAGCCAGACGGGAUCCAAGAUUAAGAUCCAGGAGGACGGAGCUUACUACGUUGACUCAGAUGUUGGGCUGCAGAAGCUCCAGAAGGUGGAGAUCACCCUGUCAGACUGCCUUGCCUGCUCAGGAUGCAUAACAUCGGCUGAGAGUGUUUUGAUUACGCAGCAGAGCCAGGAAGAACUUCUCCGGGUUCUUAGUGAGAAUGAGGAGAAGAGGAAUAGUGGUCAGGACACGAAACUUAUCGUCUUCACUGUGUCCCAGCAGCCAAUCCUCUCACUCGCAAAGAAGUACGAUCUCUCCGUGAAGGAGUGUACUUUGCACCUUGCUGGGUACUUCAAAUCCCUGGGCGGUGAUAUGGUCCUCAGUACAAAAGUAGCUGAUGAUUUGUCGCUAAUUGAGUGUCGGGAUGAAUUCCUGGCGAGAUAUUUAGCACAAAAGGCGGGAGAGAAGCAAAACAACCUUCCAAUGUUGUCCUCCUCCUGUCCCGGAUGGGUUUGCUAUGCUGAAAAGACUCAUGGAAACUUUAUUCUUCCCUACAUCUCAACCACGAGGUCCCCGCAGCAAAUUAUGGGAGUUCUCGUGAAGGAGGGCAUCGCGGAGAAGACAAAAACUCCAAGAGAUAGAAUCUAUCACGUAUCUGUGAUGCCCUGCUACGAUAAGAAACUCGAAGCUUCGCGGGAAGAUUUCUUCGAUGAAGUGUCCAAUUCCAGGGAUGUUGAUUGUGUGAUCACUUCCAUUGAAAUUGAACAAAUGCUCCAGAAAGAUGGAAAACAUCUGGGAGAUUUCGACAGCAAACCCUUCGAUUGGCCAUGGCCCGUAGCAGAACCUCACACACCAAUCUGGGCGAAUGAAACUUCCGGAUCUGGUGGGUACUGUGAGCACAUCUUCAAGUACGCCGUGAAGCAGAUCUUCAAUGAACCCCUCGAGAAGUUGGAAUUCAAGAGCCUAAGAAAUCCCGACUUCCGGGAGAUAUCAUUUGAGCACGGUGGGGAAACUCUGCGCUUUGCAAUAGCCAAUGGCUUUAGGAAUAUCCAGAAUUUAGUCCAGAAGCUGAAGCGUGGCAAAUCCAUUUAUCAUUUCGUGGAGAUCAUGGCCUGUCCAUCGGGAUGCCUCAAUGGUGGAGCUCAGGUACGUCCGGAACAGGGUGUUUCCACGCGUGAGCUGUGCGGGAGUCUCGAAAGGCUCUACGGGGAGCUUCCUCAGUCAGACCCUGAUGAUUUUGAGGCACAACGGAAGAUGUACAACACCUUCUUUGGGGGCUAUCAGAGCGACAGAGCAUCCGUGCAGCUUCACACAAAGUAUCAUGCUGUGGAGAAGAUGAACACAGCGCUCAAUAUAAAAUGGUAGAGAGCAGCAAUUUAAUUCAGGAGGGAUGCAGAGAAUUGAGAGAGUAAUAAAAGGUGAUCGUAAA
Molecule: messenger RNA, 1587 nt
Organism: Lutzomyia longipalpis
Lineage: Eukaryota; Metazoa; Arthropoda; Insecta; Diptera; Psychodidae
Product: probable cytosolic Fe-S cluster assembly factor AGAP009023
Exons: 5
Coding region: 84-1523 (479 amino acids)
Biological process (GO): iron-sulfur cluster assembly
Cellular component (GO): cytosolic [4Fe-4S] assembly targeting complex
Molecular function (GO): 4 iron, 4 sulfur cluster binding
Source: RefSeq, a predicted model, not a curated record